Suncus etruscus (white-toothed pygmy shrew) is the source of this 1434-nucleotide messenger RNA. It is a transcript of the gene CLNK, whose product is annotated as cytokine dependent hematopoietic cell linker. The annotation marks the transcript as partial. The record is from RefSeq and is a predicted model, not a curated record. Gene Ontology annotation, biological process: intracellular signal transduction; cell surface receptor protein tyrosine kinase signaling pathway. The transcript has 16 exons. Lineage: Eukaryota; Metazoa; Chordata; Mammalia; Eulipotyphla; Soricidae.
CCCAGGGGCAAUAGAAGGACAACAAAAGAAGGAGACAGUGAUUUGAAAUUCCAGAACUUCAGUCUGUCGAAAAAUAGGUCGUGGCCUCGAAUAAACACUGUCACAGGCCAGUACCAGACUAUUCGUGAGCCUCUUCUUGAUUGGGAAAGAAACUUCUCAACAGUUCGGGAUGAAGCAGAAGGCUGCAGGGAUGAGGACUAUGAAGACCCCGAGCUUCACAUGGCACAGAUGUGGCAAACCAUGAGAAUCUUGCCCACCCAGCCCCUAAAGGAGUCGGAUUAUGCAGAUACGCGCUAUUUUAUUGAUACACCCCUUUCUUUCUACACCAACAACUCUGUCGCCAUGGAUGGACAAGCUUGGAAGACACGAAUGGGACUGAAAGAAGUGGAGAGACCCAUUGCCAAGGACUUCAGAAACCAACAUGGAAACGGAGAUCACCCCAUGAGGGAAAAUAAGGGAAGGAUUCCUUUACCUCCUCCUCGGCCUCCUGUCACCCUUCCCAAGAGGUACCAGCCCCUUCCUCCAGAGCCCGAGAGCAGCAGGCCAUCCCUCCCUCUGAGACACACCAUCCCUGUCCCUGAAUGCCCCCGCCAGCCCAGUCAGAUAAACUUAAAGAACUUAAGUGAGGAUACCCUGCAUGGUGAGUGGUACAUUGGAGAGCACAGUCGCCAGGCAGUGGAGGAGGCACUGAUGAAAGAGAACAAGGAUGGCACUUUCCUGGUUCGGGAUUGUUCAAAAAAAUCCCGGGCAGAACCCUACGUGCUCGCUGUGUUUUAUGGAAACAAAGUCUACAACGUGAAGAUCCGCUUCCUGGAGAGGAGCCUGCAGUUUGCUCUGGGGACAGGACUUCGUGGGGACGAGAAGUUUAAUUCUGUGGAGGCCAUCAUUGAACACUACAAGCAUUCCCCCAUCAUACUCAUUGAUGGGAAGGAUAAAACCGGCUUUCACAGGGAACAAUGCUACCUGACCCAGCCUCUCCCUUUCAGAAGACACUUCUCACCUCGUGCACAUGCUCACUGGGCCCAGGCCACACAAGCCAUGUUCUCAGAAAAUAUCUGUGUCACUUCAAACUGGUUCCGCUUUAUCUCUGACUUCACGGUCGUGAAGUCACAUCACAGUGGUGCACAUCAUAAUGUUCAUUGUGACAUCACAAUCGUGAAUAAUGAUGUCACGAUGGACGUCACAGUGGUGCACAAAAUAAUGUCCAUCACUAAAUAUGACAUCAGAAUGCUGCGCAUCAUAACUGGAUUUUGUGACAUCACAAUCAUGAGUUAUGACCUCAUCAUGGCGUGCAUCUUAGUUCCAUUGUGGCAUCACAAUCCUGAAUUUUCACCUCACUUUGAUGUCACGACUACGCAUUACGACAUCGAAAUCAUGCAUUAUCACAGCACAAAGAUGUGCAUCAUAAUGUCUAUUAUGAUGCCACAAUCAUGA